AUAGUUAUUGUAGUUAUUAUAGUUAUUGUAGUUAACUAUUGUAGUUAUUGUAGUUUUUUAUACUGUAGUUGACUUGUAAUAGAAAAUGUUUUAAACGAUCUUUACCUUGAAAGUCCACAAGAAUCCUUACACAGCUAUUUACAGGAAAAGUUGGUAAUGAUGUACUAAAGGCCAUUGUAGCUAACAAGUAACUGAACACUACAACUUUCAUUUUAUCCUCACAUAAACUGCUGCUUUAGGAAAACUAACACACAUCUCACCUUAACAGCUCAAACAAUGGUAGGAGGAAGGACAUGGUAGGUUGUUACCUCAAACAAUGGUAGGAGGUAGGACAUGGGUUCUAACACUGCACCUUCAAAUGAGUGCAAAAACCUCUAAAUGAGUGCAGAUUACACUUGAAUAGCUGUGUGCCAGCCAAUCGGCCUUCUCAGAGGCAGGACGAUGCAUCAUCUUGUCCAUAGAAAACCAGCUGCUUUCAAAGCACUCAGUGUAGCGGGCAAGCUGUGCAAAAAGGGCACAGGACUAAAAAGAGCACGCAUGAAGAUGCUGACAGGUGAUUCGUGAUCGGAAGAGAUGCUCUAACAUUUACUUACACGAUGCAAAAGCCAGAAAAAGAAAAAGAUGUCCUUUCGUUCUGUGUUGGCUGUGGGCUUCAGAUCCGCGAUCGCUUCGUGCUGAGCGUGUUUCCAGACCUGCGCUGGCAUGUAGCGUGCCUUAAGUGUGCGGAGUGCCAGCAAAACCUAAACGAGUCACACACCUGCUUCAUUAAAGAUGGAAAGACCCUGUGUAAAGAAGAUUAUAUCAGAUUAUACACCACCAAAUGUGCAAACUGUCAAAAGUCCUUCAGCAGUCACGAUUACGUCAUGCGUGCAGGAGUUAACGUCUAUCACGUGCAGUGUUUUCGCUGUGAGCACUGCGAUCGGCUGCUGAAGCCCGGAGAUGAGUUUACCAUCCGAGACGGCUUCUUGCACUGCACUGCUCAUGAAAACUCCAGUCACAGAUUAAUGACACUUUCAUGUGACUCAGUACAUGUGACCAACCCGAACAGGUGUGAUGGAGUUGCAGACACUUCGUGGUCGGGUGGAGAAGGGGAAUCUGGAUGGCAGGCACCCAUCAAGCCUGAGAAGACCGUACGUGUGAGGACGGCACUCAGCAAGUCUCAGCUACAAGUGCUGCUCACAUGCUACAGUGUGAACCCGCGACCGGACGCUAGCCUGAAAGAACGGCUGAUGGAGAUGACGGGGUUGAGCUCACGGGUCAUUCGUAUCUGGUUUCAGAACAAGCGAUGCAAAGACAAGAAGAAGAGCAUGCUGGAAAGAGAGACAAAGAACAAGACCGGAGAACAGAUCAAUGCGACGGACGAGCCCGUGUCGUCUGUCACUCCUGAGAACCUGGACAUAGACACAAUCAUGCACCCACUGGACCUGCAGACUCUCCAGCAAUCUUGGAAACUCCUGACGAGUCUCUUGAAUUCAGACAUCGAGACGUUUUACCAGGAAGCGGUGAAUCUCGAUUAGCUACAACAACAACACAAACAGAGAAUGUAGCUGUUUUAUUGUAGGAGUUCUGAAUUAAAGGAAUCGUAUCAAUCAUUUAGUGUCAAUCUCUUCUUCAAAAUCCAGUCAGAUUUACUUUGUACUCGUGCACAUAAAGUAUGUCGAUAAAUCAUCUCAUCGGCCAGAAAUAAUCUAAGGAGCAACAACUAAACAAUGAAAGA
This is a messenger RNA of Tachysurus fulvidraco (yellow catfish), 1717 nucleotides long. Its product is annotated as insulin gene enhancer protein ISL-1-like. Gene Ontology annotation, cellular component: nucleus. Bases 597 to 1517 code for a protein of 306 amino acids. The record is from RefSeq and is a predicted model, not a curated record. NCBI's taxonomy places the organism in Eukaryota, Metazoa, Chordata, Actinopteri, Siluriformes, Bagridae. Gene Ontology annotation, molecular function: DNA-binding transcription factor activity, RNA polymerase II-specific; cis-regulatory region sequence-specific DNA binding. The transcript is spliced from 5 exons. Gene Ontology annotation, biological process: positive regulation of transcription by RNA polymerase II; neuron fate specification; axonogenesis.